Messenger RNA from Entrophospora candida, 1122 nucleotides. The record is from the annotation of a GenBank genome assembly. NCBI's taxonomy places the organism in Eukaryota, Fungi, Glomeromycota, Glomeromycetes, Entrophosporales, Entrophosporaceae.
AUGACAUUUGUGCCUCAUAGUGGAUUCCAUAAUCAAAGAAUAGGAUUAGAAAAUGCGAUAUUUGUUGCUUGGUUCCUAAAUAGAACAUUGAUUGUACCACCUGCCCUACUUUUAACCAAGUUUAGAGUACCGCUUGGUAGAAUGAUUAAAUGGUCAAAAUAUCUAAAAGCUGAAUCCGUCGACUCAAUUUGUGGAAAUAUAAAGAUAAACAAAGAAAAAAAGAAAUGCAAAGAAUUUCAUAGUUCAUACACACUUUAUCCAUAUGAUCAACUAUUUGACUUUACAUUUAUCAGACAAAACCUCAAAAUCAUAAAUACACCAAAUUUUGAUCCUGAUACAAUUGUUGAAAUGUUAAAUAUCACUGAACCAAGAAAAGAAAUUUACCUUGAUUUUACCACCAAGGAAUUUAAUGAAAUGUAUGAUACAAUCAAAAAACCACAUGUUAAUACUAAUAUAACAUUAGAAUCAUUACAACUACUCAAGAAACGUCCUGAAAAACUUAUAUACUUUGGUAGUUUGUAUGGAAUACUUAGAAUCCACGAAAAUUUGAAAUCAUCAAGAACCUUCACCGAAAGAUUCCAAAAAUCAUUUGUACCAAAUAAUCCAGUAAUGUUAAAUGUGGUAGCUAGUAUAGUUAAAAAAAUGGGUGGUGCUGGUAAUUAUAUUUCAGCUCAUGCUAGAGGUGGUGACAACACUUUUGCAGAAAAAAGUAAAGAACAUUUUACUGAUUUAGUUGGGCAAAUUGAUAAAAAAUAUCCAGAAAUUUCACCAUAUUUAAUAUCUUUGAAGAAUAAAUGUCCACCUAUUGAGGAGAAUGAAACCACAAAGAGAAAAAAUUUAUAUGUGGCCAGUGAUAUUAAUAGAGAAUAUGAAUCCAUGAAAGUGUUUCUGGAUAAAUUUCCUUGUCUAAAAAUGCUCUUUGAUUUCGAAGAUCAACUUGAACCUUACAAAAGUCUCAUAAACCCUGUAGAUAAUAAAGUAAUGAGUCACUUUUUAAUACCUUUAACUGAUCUUAUGGUAGCUGCUAAUGGCUAUGAUGUAUUUACAAUUGAUAUCAGUACUUAUGGUAUUUAUUUAAAAAGAUAUAAUUCACUCCUAAAAGAGAAAAUGAUGAAAGAUUAA